Molecule: messenger RNA, 3072 nt
Organism: Aphanomyces astaci
Lineage: Eukaryota; Oomycota; Saprolegniomycetes; Saprolegniales; Verrucalvaceae
Exons: 8
Coding region: 808-2997 (729 amino acids)
Biological process (GO): vesicle-mediated transport; endosome organization; intracellular protein transport
Cellular component (GO): HOPS complex; endosome
Molecular function (GO): protein binding; protein-macromolecule adaptor activity
Source: RefSeq, a predicted model, not a curated record
GUACAACGCCAAAUUGACUGCUUGACCCAAGAUGGCGCAAUGGCGGCGGUUCGCGUUCUUUGAGAAGGAGCUCCUGAAGGACCAGAAUGGGCUGUGGCUUCGAGGCAUCGACGUCACGAGCAUGAGCGGCAACCGUGGGUUGCUUGUCAUUGGGGAUGCGUCGGGGCUCAUUCACAUGGCGAAUCGGCAGUUGGAGACGCGGGCGUUUCGCGCGCACGACCACUUUGUCUCCCAUGUGAUCAUGAUGAAGAAGGCCAACUUGUUGGUGUCCAUCGGCGACGGCAAGGACCCGCGGGACCCCGAGUUGAUCAAGGCGUCCAAGGCCAUCGCCGAUGCUUCGCGCACCCAAGCGCAGCAAGACGAGGUUCCCCAACCAUCUCCUUCUCUCUACAUGUCCCCUCUCGUCUCACACCUUCAUUGCAGCAACUGUUCACGGCAUCCGACAGCCAGGGAAGCACGGCGCUCGUCAAGAUUUGGCGCACGGACCAGCAGGACCGCGACGGGAAGCCCAAGCUGCUCCAGCAGAUCAAGAUCUUCGCCAAGUUCCCAGAGGAAGCCGUGACCGCGUUCUCCGUGUCGGACGACUUGGCCCAGAUCGCCGUCGGUCUGCUCAACGGCGCGAUCAUCCUCUUUCGAAGCGACGCCAAGCGCCGGUCCGACAAACCGCCGCUUCUGCUGCAACCUGCGACACAGUACCCUGUGACAUCGCUCCAUUUCGCGACCAAACUCAACGUGCCGACGCUGUACGCCGCCACCAAGCGCGGCCUCACAUGCUACCACUGCGACGACUCGUCCAGAUCCGGCGGCAUGCCCCGGUCCGUGGUGCUAGACGAGCGCGGCGUAGCUCUGCACUGCGGCGCCGUGAGCGAAGAUGGCGAUAUGGCCGUGGGCCAGAGCGACGCCGUCUACUUCUACACGCCAGAAGACCGCAGCGUGUGCUUUGGCUUUGACGGGGACAAAAAGUACUUGGGUUUUUUCAAGCAGUACCUACUCGUGGCGCAUGUAGACCCGCGGGGCCGCCACCAAGUCAACUUGUAUGACCUCCAGAACAAGUUCAUUGCAUUCAACUGGACCCUGACCAACACGGCCAAGGGCGGCGGCGGCGGCGGCGGACGCUUUGGCGACGACGCUGCCGAGGAGAUCCGCCAUGUUGUGAGCGAGUUUGGCGCUGUGUUUGUGCAGAGCUCGCUCGGGUACGUGUACCGGCUGCUGGAGGUGGACACGACGUCCAAGCUGGACAUUUUAUUUCGCAAACAUCUGUACUCGAUCGCGAUUUCGCUGGCUUUUAGCUCGAAUUACGACCUUACGAGUAUCAUGGACAUCUUCCGCGCGUACGGAGACCACCUGUACCAGAAAGGAGACUUUGACGGAAGCUUGAGGCAAUAUGCCCGUACAAUUGGUUAUGUCGAGCCGUCGUACGUGAUUCGGCAAUUUCUUGACGCCCAGCGCAUCCACAAUCUGACGACGUACCUCGAGGCGCUGCAUGCCAAAGCGUUUGCCACGUCCGAGCACACGACGCUGCUAUUGAAUUGCUACACCAAGCUCAAAGACGUCAAGAAGCUCGACUCGUUCCUUCUCAUUGACGACGACCCGAAAGAGAAGAAGCAGCCGCUGACAUUUGACGUGGAGACAGCACUUACAGUGCUAAGGGACAAUUACCCCACCCACGCAUUAACAUUAGCGAAAAAGCAUCACGAACACUCGUGGUAUCUCAAGAUCCAACUGGAUCGCAUUCACUCUGAAACUCUGAGCGAGUCGGACCAGGCGCGGGUCCUCGACGCCCUCACGUAUAUCGAAGGUCUGAGCUUUGGAGAAGCGAAUUUGAACCUGCGCAAGUACGGCCGUACGCUGGUGACGCAUGUACCUGGCCCAACCACCGAAUUACUCAAAGCAUUAUGCACGGGAAGGUUCCACGACAGCACCGACAAGGCCGACCCAGCCAACUUUUUGCAUCUGUUUGUGUCCCAUCGCGCCCAGUUACGUGAAUUUUUAGAGUAUAUUGUGGAUGUCGAGACGGUGGCGAACCCCCAGAUCGGCAACACGUUGCUCGAGAUGGUGCUGGGCGACGUGGGGCGUUCGCCAGCCACGGCCGAAGAAGACGCGGAAGACAAGCCAAUUAUAAUGGCGACGAACGAGGCCGCCGUGCUCGCGCUGCUGGACAAUCCCCGCGUGAAAUACGACGAAGACCACGCGCUCAUUCUCAUGCAAAUGCACGGGUUAAAGCAAGGCAAGCGUUACUUGUACCAGAAGCUACACAUGUACCACAUGCUUCUACAGCAUCACAUGGAAGAAGGCGACGAUUUGGCCGUACUGGACCAAGUCAAGCAGCAUGGCGAGUCGAAUCCAAACCUGUGGCUGCUGGCGCUCAAGUACUUUAGCGACCAGAAGGACCCAGGGCAUCUACAGACGCUGCUGUCUUGGAUGAUGGACACGUCCGUGCCGGCGCCGCCGAUCCCGCCGCUCCAGGUGGUGGCCAUCUUGAGCCAGGCGCGGGACCUGCCGCUGUCGGUCGUACGGCCGUACGUGGUGAGCCAGCUCAAGCAAGAUCAAGCGCAUAUUGACAAGGAGAAGGGCGAGAUCAAGAAGUUCCAGCAGGAUACCGCCAAAAUGCGCGCGCAGGUGACGGCGCUGUCGUCGAAAGCCAUGGUGUUUCAAGCCACCAAGUGCGAUCUAUGCAGCCACGACCUGGACCUGCCCGUCGUGCACUUUAUGUGCGGGCACUCGUUUCACCAGAAUUGCAUUUCCGAGACGGACCGCGAGUGCAUGACGUGUGGCCCCGAGCACCGCCAUUUCGUGGCGCUCCAGUCGUCGCUGCAAGCGAAAGCGUCGAAUCACGAACUGUUUUUCAACCAAUUGGAGACCGCCACGGACGGGUUCAACACCAUCGCAGAGUACUUUGGCAAGGGAAUUUUCAAACCCGUGGACGACGACGACGACGAUGAAAACCGUGUCGCAGAAAGUGUCGGUAGCAACGAACGGUUUAGCAACGAGUAUUAACCGUCCAGCUACUAAGGAUGAGAUUUCAUAUAUUGUCGAUUUGAUAGUACAAAUUUGGGGACGGGGUGCAAUCGA